Molecule: messenger RNA, 450 nt
Organism: Daphnia magna
Lineage: Eukaryota; Metazoa; Arthropoda; Branchiopoda; Diplostraca; Daphniidae
Product: secreted RxLR effector protein 161-like
Exons: 1
Coding region: 1-450 (149 amino acids)
Source: RefSeq, a predicted model, not a curated record
AUGUCACCAACAUCCGAAGAGGAGAAACUUGAUGUGUCAAACAUACCAUAUCGUGAAGCAGUCGGAUGUUUGCUCUAUUUGUCCAUCACUUGCCGGCCGGAUAUUUCAUUCGCUGUUAGUCAAGUGGCCAAAUUUUGUCAAAAUCCAGGACGUCCACACUGGAAUGCAGUAAAGAGAAUUUUGUCGUAUCUUGCAGGAACCCCAAAUCUUGGAAUUCUUUUUUGUGUAAACUCAAAACAACCUUUAGUUGGUUACACAGAUGCUGAUUACGGUGGAGAUAUUGACAGUCGCUGCUCUACCUCUGGUUUCGCCUUCUUCGUCUAUGGAAGUCUAACAUCCUGGAGUAGUCGCAGACAGAAAUGUGUGUCUCAAUCCACCACGGAAGCUGAAUAUGUCGCAGCAUCAGAAACAUCAAAGGAAGCUGUCCGGCUCAAGAGUCUACUUACAUAA